GACAGUUAUUGCGCAUGCGCCGUAUAAGAGGUAAAACAAAGGAAGAAAUGCGUAUUUUUUUUAAAGAUUAUAUUAAUAAUUAGAUAUACGAUAUAGGAAAAUGAAUAUAAAAUGUCAAUACUAGAUGAUCAUAAAGAUAAUAGUAGAAUAGGGUUUACUAAGGAUGAGAAAUCACAGGAUCUUCCAGAGUCUUUUAUUUGUUGUUGGGAUGAUUGCAAUUUACAGUUUUGCAAUUUGCAGUCUUUAGUGUAUCAUAUAGAAGAAAUUCAUGUACCAUGGGCAGGCAACAACGGAAAGAAAGACGAUCAAGGUGUUAAUCAAUACGUUUGUGGUUGGAGAGGGUGUCGGAGAGCUGGAAAGACUUUUGAUGCAAGGUUUGUUUAA
Messenger RNA from Dimorphilus gyrociliatus, 384 nucleotides. The record is from the annotation of a GenBank genome assembly. Lineage: Eukaryota; Metazoa; Annelida; Polychaeta; Dinophilidae.